AUGAAUCCGGAUACGGCUGCGGCCUUGAGAGAUGUGUACAAUGAAUCACAGAAAAUUAGACGAGAGAAAAUGAAAGGAAAAACAGUUAUACAACAUCUCUGGCACGAACUAAGUGAGAGUGGAUACAGCAAAUGGCAUCGAACAAAUCCAGCUGGUGAUGCAGUGCAAGACGUUAUGUUUGCGCACCCUACUUCAAUAAAGCUUUUGCAGUUAUUUCCAUACGUCAUCCUAAUGGAUUGCACGUACAAGACUAACAGAUAUGAAAUGCCUCUUUUGGAGAUCAUUGGGGUUACUCCCGUGGGAAGGAACUUCACUAUUGCCGUUGCUUUUAUGUCACGUGAAGAUGAGGACACUUAUGCAUGGACAUUGCGAUGUUUGCGAGACAUAUUACCAAUCGGGAUAGAACCAGAAGUGAUACUGACAGAUCGUGAUUUGGGCCUACUGAAAGCAUUGUCAAAAGUGUUUCCACAUUCGCAUCACAUGUUAUGUUUAUAUCACAUAAACAGAAACGUUGAGGCAAACGCGUCAAAAUUCUUGGGUAACACCAAGUUGGGUGUACUGUUCUGGAGGACGGUGUGGGCAAAGUUAAUCGAAUCUGGGACUGAGGAAGAAUACGAAUGCAACUAUAGAGAGAUAGUUAGUUUGUACGGGCAAUAUCCGAAGUUGAUAACUUACAUCAAUGAAACGUGGUUAAUUUAUAAGGAGAUAUUUGUUAAGUGUAGGACCAACAACAUCGUUCAUUUCGGUAACACGACGACUAACAUGGUAGAGAGUGCACAUCGUGCAACGAAGCGUUGGAUCCAAACAUCGACUGGAGCUAUGGAUACAGUUCAAAAUGCACUAGAUGCGCAAGUUGACCUUCAAAUUAAUGAAUUGAAGGUGAAAAACGAGAGCAGUAGAACAGUCAGGAUGAACAGUACUUCACUGCCGUGCUUCGGUGCUUUGGUGUGUAACGUAUCACACAAAGCACUGGACCUGUUGGAUAAAGAGUACGAAAAGUUGGAAAAGAAGCCGGAUAGUUGCAACUGUUACCUAAGCCGAAGCCACGGACUCCCGUGUGCGUGUAUGAUUGCAGUUAAAAUUGCUGAGGGAGAUACUUUUUAUCCGCAACAGUUACAUCCAUUCUGGAGAACGUUGGUUGUCGACCUGAAGUCGAAUACCUGGGAGGACGAGGAGGAACCGUUUGAUCGACAGUUGCAAUUAAGAAAGUUCUUCUCGAUGAGUUCGAGAAAAGAGCCGUCAUUUGUGAAGGCCAAGGGACGACCUAAGAAUAACUCGAUGAAAAGGAACUUGUCCGGAUAUGAGCACAUGAUGGAUCGGAAAUCCGAAGUUAAAUCUUCUUCGGGCUCUAAGGGUCGCAAAACCCCGACCGAAGGGACGCCACAGUCAAAAUUUAAAGUUGGUACGCCAGAGUCAAAGGUUAAAGGUCGUCCUCGCGGACGUACUAAAUUGACGGAAGAAUCAGUUGUUACUGCCGGGUACCAGGUCAAUUUCUUUUCCUUUCUUCCUCCGUUUCUCGCACAGUCCGUAGCCUCAUAUGUUAAUGUGAGUGAGGGCGGAUGGAAAUUGUGGCUACCGGUGUAUUGCCGAAGUUGUUUACGGCAGUCAGGAGAGAUGGCCACAAGUCCGAACUGA
Messenger RNA from Erythranthe guttata (spotted monkey flower), 1635 nucleotides. The record is from RefSeq and is a predicted model, not a curated record. NCBI's taxonomy places the organism in Eukaryota, Viridiplantae, Streptophyta, Magnoliopsida, Lamiales, Phrymaceae.